This is a messenger RNA of Parastagonospora nodorum SN15, 1083 nucleotides long. RefSeq lists its product as hypothetical. The coding region runs from base 1 to 1083 and encodes 360 amino acids. The transcript has a single exon. The record is from RefSeq and is a predicted model, not a curated record. Gene Ontology annotation, molecular function: nucleotide binding. Lineage: Eukaryota; Fungi; Ascomycota; Dothideomycetes; Pleosporales; Phaeosphaeriaceae.
AUGAACUCAGAAGAGCGACCCACAUUGCGCUGGGGGAUCGUAGCCACAGGCUUGAUCUCGUCGUGGUUUGUUGUCGACUUGACCAUCGCGCGAAAAGACGCUAGAGCGAACCACGUCAUUCAAGCCAUCGGCUCAUCCUCUCUUGAAAAAGGCAAAGCGUUUGUUGCGCAGCACCUCCCAAAUCUUCCUCUGGCACCAAGCGUGUACGGAAGCUAUGAAGAAGUUUACGCCGACCCUAACGUGGACGUUGUGUACAUCGGCACACCGCACGCCUUCCAUAAAAAAAACUGCUUAGAUGCUAUUCAACACGGAAAGAACAUCCUCUGCGAGAAGUCGUUUACAUUGAAUGCUUUGGAGGCGAAGGAGGUGUUCGAUGCUGCCAAAGCCAAGGGCGUCUUCAUCAUGGAAGCAAUGUGGACACGAUUUUUCCCAUUGGUUAAAAGCGUUCAAAAGCUCGUUCACGAAGACAAAGCCAUCGGGCGAGUACAUCGCGUGAUGUGCGACUUUGCGAUGGACCAAGGCCUCGAUUCUAAAGGUCCUGAGUCUCGGUUGAAGAAUCUUUCUUUGGGAGCGAGCUCGCUGCUCGACAUUGGUAUCUACUCUCUGACUUGGGCCAUUAUCGGACUUGAGCAGCCUCUAGGUGGUGAACACAAAGUAGCACAUGAGACACCCAAGAUAUUGUCCACGUCAACGCUCUCGGAUGGCGUGGAUGUUGCAACGUCCAUGAUCCUGCAGUAUUUAGAUGGGCGUCAAGGCAUAGCUACCUCGCAUUCCGGUGCAGGGAUGCAGUCACCACCCAGCUUUUGCAGAAUUGAGGGUAGUGAGGGUACGAUUAUAGUGUACGGGUGGGUAGCUUCGGUGCCGAGCUCAUUCGUACUACAGAGGCGCGGCAGGGAAGAUGCGAAGUUCGAGUUCGAGAGACCUGGAAAGGGCUUAUAUUGGGAAGCUGAUUCUGUAGUUCUUGACAUCGUUGCUGGACGUCACGAAAGCGAGACGAUGCCCUGGGCAGAGACGAUACGUGUACUGGAGCUCAUGGACAGCGUAAGAAGGCAAGGUGGCGUCAUUUUUCCGCAAGAUACCUAG